GACGGCUGGCUGCCAUGUUGCCCGCAUAUUGCUGUUUUUGUUCCAUUUCAUGCGCUGUCCGUCCGUCGUGCGUUCGUGUGCGUGCGUAAUGAUUUUGCUUCUCUCCGCGACUUCGUCGAUUGAAAUUUGUACGGGGACGAAGACGAACUGUCGGUCGGUCGAGUCGAUUUUACACAGUCUCGAGGCAGCAGCCAAAAGACGAUGAGAGCAGCAAUAGCCAAACAAAAAAUUCUUGAUCCAAUUUCCUCGUUGCGUGUGCUGUGAGAAAAAAGUAGUGCGAUUGCGAAAAAAUCUAUCGGGAUUUUGUGAAUAACAUUGAGACGAGAGCAGUGCUCGUGUGGUGCGCGAAAAGGGUUCGCCUGGUAGCGAUCCUCCCGAAUUCGGAAAAUCUAGUGCAAUCGAUCGGUGUGACCAGUUGGGUUUUCGGAACGGUACCUUCUGCUUCUUGUUGCGACGGCGGAAGUUGAUUUUUUUUCGCCUACUUAGUUGUCUUGUCGAGAGAAAGGUGUCCAGUUUUUUAAGUCAGAGGAGGCGAAUUUUCGCAGCUUAGAACAGUACCAGGACACUAGAUUGACGGUGCUAGGUGGAAACUCUACUUUCGAGGUGAAAAAGAAAAUUUACUGUGCCUCCUCCCCGUGUUCGUGCUGUGUGUGAGGUCUCUUACGGCCGUGGCAAUCUCUCUGUUUCGGCCUGUGGUGUGUAAUAUGUGUUAGGAAAAGUGCAAAGUUUUCAUUCGACAGUGGCCCAACGACGAUGGUGACGGAAAUGGCCGCAAAAAGAUGUCUUUGUUUUCUUAAGCUCAGAACAGGCAGGACCAUUUAGGAUUGAAGUGCUGAACGUCUUGUGCAUUAGAGAAAAGUGUGUAUCUUACAAGAAAAGUUCGACCAAUAACUUAUCACAGAAAAAAAAGAAAUCAAUUAUAAACAUAUUAAGUGAUCUGUUACAUUAAUCUGGAACAUACAACGCCACUACCCGAAAACGAAAUGCUUACCAGUGUUGUCACCGUAAUGAGCAUGGAGAACAGUGACUGGUAAUAGCCAAGGACCGAGGCGACAACGAAAGCAGCCAAGCCUAGGAGGACGACGACGUCCACAAAGAAGAAGAAGAAGCAGUGGAAAUAAGUUUUCUUAUAGGAAAAAGGAUUGCUGGUGCAGCUGCUGUUGCUGUCGAUGGUAUAUUGUAUUGCUGAUAAUAAUGGUGACACGCAUCGCCGAACACGGACCAAACGCUGAGAGUGAUUUUCCGAGAAAGUGAGAUGUUGGCUUUCACGUCUUUACACAACAACUGAACCGACUUGGCCUGGCAGCACCCCCGGCGGGAGGAAUUGGAAAGAUUGAUUGAAUCGGACCGGCGUGAAGAAGUAGGAGGCGAAGAAGCAGAAGACAGCGAAGGCGAAUUCGACUGGUCCAAUGCAUGCUGCCGUCGGAUUGGUCUCCGGAAUCGAGAUCACCGUGAUUGAAUGUUAUAUCAACGCAGCGACAUAAUUCUCGUUGCGACCAGCGGAGCACGUGGAAGACGAAAAUGCUACUUAAAAUCCACGUUUAAGGAUCAUUUGUGAUAUCUAGUUUUUAGGGAGUAACGACUUAUUAUAAUUACCUGAAUGGGAACAUUUUAGGCGGAAAAGAGAGUCGAAGGCACGCUCAAUCAACAGCUUAUCAUCAUGACUAGUAUAACGUUCAAAACGACAACGACGACCGGUGGAGAUGCGAACGGUUGCAUUGCGUCAGCGGCGUCGUCCUCAUCAUCGGCCGUGGCCCUCAUGUCGGACAAAUCGAUAACGAUGACUCCGUCACAGCUGGCCUCGGCGACAACGGCAGCAGCCGUAGCUGCUUCCAAUCUAUUGUCGACGGCAGCGGCCAAUCCGUCUAGUGCCCUCUUUGCGGCAGCUGCUGCUGCAGCCACCAAUCCUUCGAGUGCACUAUUCGUGGCGGCUCAACAGCAGAACAACAACUAUCAGAGCAAUAGCAGUAGCAGUAGUUUGUACAAUAACGAUAGCAAUAGCAAUAAUAAAGUGCAGUCUAGUGACAAGCUAAGUAGCGGAAGUAGUAGCAGUGGCGUCGGGAGUGGAGCCAGUGGUACCGGAGAAGAGUACGAACGGGCCAAAUACAAGACGCCCCAGGAGGUGAUGAUGCUGUACAUGGAUAAACUGACCCAAUACGAGCACCAUGAGAUCUACCAAUAUCCCAAAAUAUACUUCAUCGGAGCCAAUGCCAAGAAGCGGAGGGGUACCAGCAAUUCCGAGUACGAUAACGAACAAGGAUCGUACAUUCAUAUAGCACACGAUCACAUUGCGUACAGGUAUGAGGUGUUGAAAAUCAUAGGCAAGGGUAGCUUCGGCCAGGUGGUGAAAGCGUACGAUCACAAAAACCAUCAACAUGUGGCACUGAAGAUGGUUCGGAACGAGAAGCGAUUCCAUAGGCAAGCCCAAGAGGAAAUUCGAAUUCUCAAACACCUACGAUCGCAGGACCGUAUGAACUCGAUGAACAUUAUCCACAUGUACGACUAUUUUAUAUUUCGUAAUCAUAUGUGUAUAACGUUCGAACUGCUGUACAUCAACCUGUACGAGCUGAUCAAGAAGAACAAAUUCCAGGGCUUCAGCUUACAGCUGGUUAGAAAGUUUGCUCACUCUCUGCUUAAGUGCUUGGAUGCACUGUAUAAGAAUAAGAUUAUCCAUUGUGAUAUGAAACCGGAGAACGUGCUGCUGAAACAGCAGGGACGAUCCGGUAUCAAAGUGAUCGAUUUCGGCUCGUCUUGUUUCGAGCAUCAACGAGUCUACACCUACAUCCAGUCGCGAUUCUACCGGGCACCGGAGGUUAUCCUCGGUGCCAAAUACGACAUGGCGAUCGACAUGUGGUCGCUGGGUUGUAUUCUGGCGGAACUGUUUACCGGUUUCGCACUUCUUCCUGGGGAAGACGAAGCGGAUCAGUUGGCUUGUAUUAUCGAGCUAAUCGGUAUGCCACCGAAGAAGAUCAUAGAAAAUUCGAAACGAGCGAAAAACUUCAUCUCGGCCAAAGGUUAUCCACGGUAUUGCAAUGUGAAAACCCUGGAAGAUGGUACCACUGUGCUAACAGGUGGCUUUUCCCGACGGGGAAAACUAAGAGGACCACCCGGAUCUCGUAGUUUGGUAAAAGCACUGAACGGGUGCGACGACCCGCUGUUUCUAAACUUCAUCGAACGUUGCUUACGAUGGGAUCCUGCGUUACGAAUGACCCCGGAAGCGGCGCUCAAUCACUUCUGGUUCCGGCGGUUGCUGCCUCCUUCGCCCAACGUGGCGACGAUCACCACUACCAGCAGUCCUUCCACGUCGAGUAAUUGUCAAAAUAGCCAUAUAAACAAGGUACUGAACAUUGCGUAUGCGUACGCAGAUCAGCAAGCAUCAUCUCUAGUAACAACCUCCACCUGCAAUUCGCUGGUUGCAUCACACCACGGCAACUCCAGUUCCCUGCAGUCGCUACAAUCGGCUUCUCUUACCUCAUCGGCGAUUAGCAUUCCGGCGGUCAGUGGUAGCGUUGGGGCUGUCGGUGGAGUUAGUCUGGUCGGGAGUACCGGGACGCUCGGACGAUCCGCUGCCACCACCAUCAUCGAUAUUCCCUACAACCCAAACGACAAGAAAAGGCUACUGAAUACUUCCCCACAGGCGGCAUCCUCGCUGACAUCCAACCCCGGGCUGGCGACCACUUCCUUCGUAGACUAUGCAGUGGUCGUCAUCGAUUGAGAAUCGCCGAUGGAAUCCUGUCCAUGUCCUGUCCAUCAAAAAAAGCCUUUUUCGUUUCGUGUCAACAUAUCCUUUUGCUCCGUACUGCCAACAAACAAUUACUGUAUUCACACAACCCCACUCUCAUCCAGGAACGAUGGAACAGAGAAUCAAAACUAGAUACGUUGAAUGUUUGUAAGAUGAUGUGGGGACACUCAGUGAUCGGGUGGUAGUCGAUCGACAGCAGCCACGAGGACGAUCUUCGCGAGAGAGUGAGAGGCGCACAGUUCGAGCGACGAAGUCCCAGCAAAUAAUUAAUAACCGAAAAACCACUCUAUGAAUUAGGGGAAAAGAUCUAAGUAGAAGCGAAAUAAGCGCAAAAACACUCAUUAACUGAUAGGUUCUAGAAUGCGAUAGCGGCGCUCUGGGAGAGAAAACGAAGGGGAGGUAAAUCAAUUUAUACUAAGCUGAUGAUAAAUUAAUUUAAUUUGCUAUUUUAGAGGAUAGGUAAAUAAUUUAGCAAAAUGUGACGACGGAUGAGCGAAAACAAAAAAGGAAAAGAAGACAAAGAAGAAACAAAUGCAUGAUUAAACAAGGCGAGAUUUUUUCAAAACCAAGCAAAAAAACAAAGAAAAAGUAUAAAAAACUCUAUCGGUUAAAAAGUAUAGUUGGAUGACGCAUUACGGCAAAAAAACUGUAUUUAAAGGUACGAAGAUAUCAACGCGAAUCCUUUUGAACUUUAUAUGACGAGGGAGAUAAUUGUGAAAGAAGGGAAUUUUGUAACGGCUUACGUAAACACUAAUCACAAGUAGAAACAAAAAUAAAAAAAACUGCGAACAAAUAUCGAGCUAAAGCUGUGUGCAUAAAAGUGCGAGAGUAAAUCAGUAGGUUAGUGCUGUGCGAUUGUGACUGAAAACAUAAGAAAAAGAUGUUAGGCUUGUUGUUAGUACUUUAUAAUUCCACACGAACACCCGCUUUAACGAAAAUAUAUCAUUGAGGUAGACAGAAAUUGACAUUUGUAGAAGAUCUUGAUUUUAUUGUUGAAGGCUCAAGAAUAUCCAAAAUGAUUAACUAAAGAUUGAAGAUUGAAAUCACGAUUCUCAACUUUGCAGAGUCGUAUCUUGUAAAUUGAUUGCUUAAAUUUGAACAAUGCUUCAAAAUCCAAGCAAAGGCUGUUACUAUUCCCAUGUCUGUAUGGACUUCAAAACCGAAGAUUACUGUAACCAGAAAACUUGCAGCUCUGUCAACAAUCAGGAGAUACUGAUAGCAGCGCAUCUCACGUGUUGGAGAAAUAUUAAAAGACAGAGCUUCCAAGCCUUCUCGUGAUGGUGGUCUUCGUCAAAACCCCUAUUAGGAAUAGUCAAAUCGAUGCAUUCUUUUUCGCGCUGCCAUGUCUAUAUAUUGUCUUCAUCUGCCACGGACCACUCCGAUUACACGUUGUGCAAUUCCUAGAGCUCUCUAUUGGUAGAACUUUAGUUCAAUUCCCAUUUCGGUAUUUAAGUUUGCGUGAAUUGCGUUUGCGUUUGUUAGGCUAACAGCUUACUAAAGUUCCAUUUGUCAAGACGAGGAGAGUGACGACGCACACUGUCAGAAGUAGACUUCUAAAACUAAUAUGUAACGGAUACAAAGAACAAGUUGUGAGAAUAAUACGUGUUUAGGGAAAAUUGAUACACAUGAUUUUAUAAUAAAAUGGCAUAAUAAGGCA
Molecule: messenger RNA, 5399 nt
Organism: Aedes aegypti (yellow fever mosquito)
Lineage: Eukaryota; Metazoa; Arthropoda; Insecta; Diptera; Culicidae
Gene: Dyrk3
Product: dual specificity tyrosine-phosphorylation-regulated kinase 2
Exons: 4
Coding region: 1661-3715 (684 amino acids)
Biological process (GO): peptidyl-serine phosphorylation; peptidyl-threonine phosphorylation
Cellular component (GO): nucleus
Molecular function (GO): protein serine/threonine kinase activity; protein serine/threonine/tyrosine kinase activity; ATP binding
Source: RefSeq, a predicted model, not a curated record